AUGAAUGAUAAUAUCAUGAAGGUUAGGAUAGUACGUACAUUGUCAUUCCUAUUGUUGUUUGAAUUUUCUUUGCACACAUUCAUUUGGGAAAUGUAGUUGGAAAAGAUGCUAAGAAAUCAUUUAUUUAUUUUGUUUCAGAAUUUGUUCCUUUACGUGGUGUAAUGCCUUUAUUAUUAAAUUGUGGACAUAUAAUAUGUGACGAAUGCGUUAAAUCAUUUGCUAAUAAACCUUGUCCUGUAUGCAACAUAGUUUCACAAUGCGAUGAUAAUCAGAGAUUUUCAUUACCUUUAAACAUAUAUACUUUGGGAUUAAUGGUUAUGUCGCAUAAUAGAUCAAUUAAUUCAGAUGAUGUAGAUAUUUCUUUCUCUAAACCUUCUGCUUCCAAACCAAAACAGCAAAGCAUUAAAGAUCCAUGGCAAGGCAUUACAAAAUCAUUCAAAGAUUAUGCUAACAGAAGAAAACAAUGAAAAUUCUUUCAAUAUAAUAAAUACUUGUUCAGAACAAUGUUUCGAACCAAUAGGAUACUACUGUGAAAAUUGUGAAAUAUCUGGGUGUUCACAUUGUAUGAUACAAUUUCAUAAAAAUCAUAAUUACUUGUCAUUAAGCAAAAAGGUUUGUAUUAUAAGAAAUGUAAAUAAUUUCACAAAUGUAACAUUGGAAAGAAAUAAUAUGCUUUUAUUUCUGUGUUUAUUAGAACAGUGAAUUAUUGGUGGAAUUCUACAAUACAUUUGAUCAUGUGAGUGAGAACCUCAAAAGAGUUCAGCAGGUGCAAAAGGUAAGUAGAUUUAUUUAUUUUUUCUACAGAAAAGGAAUCACAAUGCAUGUAUAAUGAGAAAAAAUAUUCACAUUAAACGAUAA
Messenger RNA from Heterotrigona itama, 858 nucleotides. The record is from the annotation of a GenBank genome assembly. NCBI's taxonomy places the organism in Eukaryota, Metazoa, Arthropoda, Insecta, Hymenoptera, Apidae.